This is a messenger RNA of Pseudogymnoascus verrucosus, 882 nucleotides long. It is a transcript of the gene TIM9, whose product is annotated as protein transporter tim9. The record is from RefSeq and is a predicted model, not a curated record. The transcript has 4 exons. Lineage: Eukaryota; Fungi; Ascomycota; Leotiomycetes; Thelebolales; Thelebolaceae. The coding region runs from base 283 to 549 and encodes 88 amino acids.
UUAGUUUCUGCCUUAGUUUCUGCCUUAGUUUCUGCCUUAGUUUCUGCCUGAAUGUCAGCCUAAGGACCCCAACCCGGAGACGGAAAUACCUAUUUCCCCCCCAACCCUCCCAUUGGCUCCAUUCGCGAGUCCAAAGAGAGAGACCAGCAACUCAAAAUGUCCCAGCGCUAGCCGUGGAUUUAUAUCACCAAACAAGCUCACACUACCAUCUAUUACCAUCCCCGACCACGCACCCCUUUACACCACCCACCAAUAUAAUACCCGCGCUACCAAUACAGCAAUAUGGACGGACUCGGACUCAAUGCCUCGGAGCAGCGCGAAUUCCAGGCGCGCAUGGAGCGCAAGCAGAUGAAGGAGUUCAUGAACAUGUUCUCCGGCCUCGUCGACCGCUGCUUCGACUCCUGCAUCGACGACUUCACCACCAAGUCCCUCAUCGCCCACGAGUCCGGCUGCGUCAACCGCUGCGUGCAGAAGUUCAUGGCUGGGAGCGAGAGGAUAGGACAGCGCUUCUCGGAGCAGCAGGCGCAGAUGAUGAACAACCCCAAAUAAGCGCCAGAUAUUGGCCCUGGGGAGAUGAACGAGAGAUAGUGUACGAUAGAUGUGUGAUGUGGGUGUUUGUGUCCGCAUAUAGAUGGGCUGGGAUGCCGAUUGGGAUGUAGGAACACGGGAAUGGAGAUGGAUGGGGUGCUGGGGCUUGAUGGGUUGUUGAAGUAAAAAGCACCCGGAGAAGUCGGGUGUCCGAUUGGUUGUAGGAUAGAUAUACGUAGAAGUAUAAAAACUCUAUUUCACGGUCUGAAGGUUCACUUGAUGGGUUUCAGUGACUGUGAGGACAGGAGACUUCAAGACGGCUACAGCAAAUCGAAAUGCACAGAAUCUAAAAAC